UGCUGUUGGAGUAAUGGCCGCCUGGGCAGCGAUGGCCGGGACGGGCAGCAACAACAGAGCCAUGUCGGAGCGCUGCAGCUGACCUGGGAGACCCAACCGCACCGGCCCGUCGCUAAUAUGAGCGGACCGAGCCAGGACAGCGAGCCGGAGGCCAAGGUCCUGCUCAUCAAGCGGCUGUACAGGGCUGUGGUCGAGUCUGUCCACAAACUGGAUGUGAUUAUCGGCAGCAAGUCGUCCUACAGAGAGGUCUUCAAGCCGGAGAACAUCAGCCUGCGCAACAAGCUGAGGGAGCUUUGUGUUAAGCUGAUGUUUCUCCACCCCGUGGACUACGGCCGCAAGGCUGAGGAGCUGCUCUGGAGGAAGGUUUACUACGAGGUCAUCCAGGUUAUCAAGACAAACAAGAAGCACAUCCACAGUCGCAGUGCUCUGGAAUGUGCCUACAGAACCCACCUGAUCGCCGGCGUGGGCUUCUACCAACACCUGCUGCUCUACAUCCAGUCACAUUACCAGCUGGAGCUGCAGGACUGCAUCGACUGGACCCACGUCACGGAUCCACUCAUCGGUCGGAAGAAACCGGUGUCUGCCACUCCCAAGGAGAUGGAGUGGGCGCAGAUGGCCUGCCAUCGCUGCCUGGUCUACCUGGGAGAUCUGGCCCGGUACCAGAACGAACUCGCCGGGGUGGAAGCUGAGCAGUUGGCCGAGCGGUUUUACCAUCAGGCCCUGUCAGUGAUGCCACACGUAGGAAUGCCUUUUAACCAACUGGGCACACUGGCUGGGAGCAAGUUCUACAAUGUUGAAGCAACCUACUACUACCUGCGCUGUAUCCAGUCAGACGCGCCAUUCGACGGCGCUUACGGCAACCUGAAGCGCCUGUUUGACAAAGCUGCCAAGAUGUACCACCAGGUAAAGAAGCAGGAGAUGAAGAAGCUGUCUCCGUCUCGGCAAAGAUCCAAAGAUAUAAAGCGGCUGCUGGUGAGCUUCAUGUACCUGCAGAGCCUCCUGCAGCCCAAGAACAGUCUGAUGGAGAUGGAGCUGACGUCGCUCUGCCAGUCGGUGCUGGAGGAUUUCAACCUGGUGCUUUUCUACCUGCCGCCCCCGACCCACGGAGGAGCUCACCCCGGCCCCAGCGAGGAGGACGAGGAGCAGCACCAGCACCCGCAGCACUCCGACAGCUCCUGCACCGUCCUGCCCGACAACCUCAUCUUCAAGAUGGUGGUCACGUGUCUGAUGGUGGUGCACAGCCUUAAGAGGGGAGGAUCAAAGCAGUACAGCGCUUCCAUCGCUUUCACUCUGGCCCUGUUCUCCCACCUGGUGAACCACGUCAACAUCCGGCUGCAGGCCGAGCUGGAGGAAGGGGAGAGCCAGGUGCCUCCGCUCCACACUGACGCCGCAGAUGAUUUGGAGAUGAAGGAUCCGUCGGCUCAGCCGACAGACAUCCCCGAGGAAAGGCCGUUGCAGAACGGCUCGCUGGAGCAGGACGACGAGGACAAAGGCGUCGAUGGCUGCGUCCGCCUCGCCGGCAAGAAGCAGAGCAACGAGGAAGAACGGAGCAAGGCGGAGGAGGAGAAGCAGAGGCAGAAGAAGAAGUUCACCCGCCUUUCUCGACUCCGCCGCCGGCGCUGCGCUCGUAAAGACGGCGGCGGGGAGGACGACAGCGACCUGAGCGAAGGCUUCGAGAGCGAAGAGGAUGAGGACAACGACGAAGAAAGACGGAGCCGUGCUGAUUCAGCAGUGGAAACGGAAACGACGACGCCGACGACAACAACGCUCAACCCCUCAUCCGUCAAGAAGGAGGCGAAGAGAGAGGCGGUGGGCGAGGAGGGCAGCUGGGGGAGUGGCUCGGAGGAGGAGGGAGGAACGGCCUUCGACGUGGAGACGGACUCGGACAUGAACAGCCAGGAGUCCCGCUCCGACCUGGAGGACAUCGAGGACACGGACAACGCAGAGGCCUCCGAGGCUCCGGCCCGGGAGCAGCCCGAGGAGGAGGAGGAGGAGGAAGAGGAGCAGGCCAAGGAGGAGGAGGUGAGGGAGGAGGAGCCGCCCCCGGCCGCCAACGGGCCCCUGCUGCCGGCCGACUCCAGCAUCAGCAGCAACCUGCAGGCCAUGUCCUCGCAGCUCUUCCAGGCCAAGCGCUGCUUCCGCCUGGCGCCCACGUUCAGCAACAUGCUGCUGAAGCCGCCCGCCUCCCCGUCCCCGGGGACCCCCACCCCCACCGAGACCUCUGCCCCCCCCUCCCAGGAGACCCCCCCUCCUCCCGGGGAGUCGCCCCGCGACAUCACCCCUGGUACUGCCAACGGAACCAACGACGAUGACUUGAACUCUGAUUCAGAAGAGAGUCAACACAGCGCUCAGUCGGUCCAUAGUGAGAAAACGCUGGUGGAGAAGCUGGAGAUCCUGACCAACCAGGGCCUGAUCCAGGUGGUGAAGGUGUUCGUCGACUGGCUCCGGACCAACACGGACAUCAUCGUCAUGUGUGCGCAGAGCUCUCAAAGCUUGUGGAACCGUCUGUCUGUCCUGCUCAACCUGCUACCGGACGGCAGCAAGAUGGUGGAGGCCGAUCUGGGUCUCCCCGCCGACGUGGCGGAGAUGCUGAACCAGUGUGAGCAGCCCGGUUUGGUCCAGGCGCUGCUGCUGCCGGAGGACGUGGCUCUGAGACACCUGCCGGCUCUCAGCGCCGCUCACCGCCGCCUCGACUUCACGUGCCGCGGCUCCUCGCUCAGUCCCCUGCAGGAGUGUGUGGUGCGAGUGUGUUGCAUCCGGAGUUUUGGCCACUUCCUCACGAAUCUGCAGGGAAACGUGCUGCACUUCAACCCCGAGGCGGGAAUCUUCACCAGCGUGAGCCAGUCGGAGCAGGACAACCUGCUGCAACAGGCCAAGGCCCAGUUCCGCAUGGCUGAAGAGGAGGCUCGUCGAAAUCGGUUGAUGAGGGACAUGGCUCAGCUCCGACUGCAGUUGGAGGUGUCGCAGCUGGAGGGCAGCCUGCAGCAGCCCAAGGCCCAGUCGUCCAUGUCUCCCUACCUGGUCCCAGACACGGCUGCUCUCUGCCAACAUCUGGGUCUGAUCCGGCAGCUGGCUGGGAGCGGCUGCUUCAUCAUCAUCAUCCCGCGGGCAGUGAUUGAUGGACUCGACAGGCUGAAGAAGGAAAAUAUCGGUGCGAGAGACGGCAUCCGCUUUCUGGAGUCUGAAUUUCGUAAAGGCAACAGGUACAUUCGCUGCCAGAAGGAAUCAGGUCGCAGUUUUGAGAGAGAUAAACUAAAGCGCCAGGACAUCGAGGCCUGGUACUUGUACAAGAUGGUGGACAGUUGUCGUCAGCUCACCAUCUCCCAAGGCAACGGGGACGAAGACACGGCCGGCAUGGUGACCAUCCUGACGGGCCACGAGCUGGAAGAGCUGUGCGCCCGGUCGGCGGCCAUGAAGGCGGCGGUGCAGGCGGCCGGCUCGGCCGGCAUGGAGCUGAAGAACAUCGUGGACUUCUACCGGCAGUGGAAGGAGAUCGGCUGAGAGCUCCACCGGGGGCAGCUGUCAGUGCUGCGAACAGCUGAUCGAUCACAACACUCGCUCCCUCUCUCUCUCUCCCACUCUUUUGCUCUGUAUGUAUCUGCGUCUCCAAAAGGCAACAAAACAACUCAGAAGGAAGUUGGAUCAAAGAGUUAAAUCUCAGAGGGCCGGACAGGUAAAACACGAAGAAGAAAAAAAAACAAACCCAAUAGAAACAAAAAAGAGAAACGCGGGUGAAAUGUGACGCGGUAAGAAAAAGCAAGACGUCCCACUUCCCGACCCUAAACAUACCGGGCGAGGACGCGCUGGGACGGCGCCGCACCAUUUCAGGUGCCGCUGGUUCACACCUAACCAGGAAUACACUGUAUAUGUUAGCAAAUGAGUUCAUACGUGUUGAGAGAAGCGCACACACACAUUCACGCUCAGAUCAAUCCAUAUAGAUAUUUAGAGCCGUGGUUUGGAUUUCCGUUCCCUCCUCCCCUUCAGGAGACUUUUGAGAAACAGGGUCAAGGGCGCGUGCUGGGUCUGCUCGGGCUGCGUUUUGAGAGUCGGGGCGAACGGCGACACCUUUGGAGACGGACCAGGCGCCCCGACGGCGCGGCGGGGAACCGAACCGGGCACCUCGCAGCUCACAGGCCUCAAGGAAAGGUCCAGGAAGACGAGUACGUGCUUCUUUAGGUCCGAUUCUUUCCUGUAUGGCUUCUUUUUGUUGUUUUUAUUUUUAUUUUUUUCAUGAUGUUUUGGUUUUUGCUUUUCUUUAUUUGCGGUGUACUUUUGUGACCAGUGACUUCUGUGUAUUGUGCUAUUUCUGUAUGAGACGAGAAAAGUAAAAAAAAAAAAAAAAAAACUUGCAGGUGUCUGCCUGUUAAAGAUUUUAAUUUGGAUUUUUAUUUUUGUACCCAAAUGUUGUUUAUUUUGCGUUUUGUAAGCUUAAAAUCUGAGUGAUAUAUGCAAGAAUGUUAAAGGGGAAGGCCGCGGGGGGAGGGGGGGUCGACGGAAGCUGGUUCGGUGGUAGUUGAAAGGCAGCGGCUGACUUUCCCUGAGGAUUGUGGGUUGUGUUUGGACCUCUUUAACUCCUGAAAUGUAUCCCAUCUACAUCCCCAUCUCCAUAGUGAAUGUCCCAUCGUGCAGAGGAAAACCAGUAUAUGUGUGUGGCCAUGCAUUGAACAAUAAAAAAGGAAAACU
Cololabis saira (Pacific saury) is the source of this 4683-nucleotide messenger RNA. RefSeq names its product SMG5 nonsense mediated mRNA decay factor (gene smg5). The transcript has 22 exons. The coding region runs from base 118 to 3501 and encodes 1127 amino acids. Gene Ontology annotation, molecular function: protein binding; telomerase RNA binding; telomeric repeat DNA binding. The record is from RefSeq and is a predicted model, not a curated record. Gene Ontology annotation, biological process: nuclear-transcribed mRNA catabolic process, nonsense-mediated decay. Lineage: Eukaryota; Metazoa; Chordata; Actinopteri; Beloniformes; Belonidae. Gene Ontology annotation, cellular component: telomerase holoenzyme complex.